AUGAAGACUGAAGAAUGUGAGAAGCUAGAGCAAGAAUUGAAGAGGUUGAAGGUGGAGAAUAAGGUUCUUGAUAGUAGUAAGCUCUUGGAAGAAUUUAUCAACAUGGAGAAAGCUCAUUCAAACAAGACUGGACUUGGAUUUCAGCCUGGUGAAUGUUCAAAUCAUAAUGACAAAGACAAAUGCAAAGAGGUUAAGGCAGAAGAAGAGAAGAAAUUAGAAGAUAGCAAAAUCCAGAAUCAGAGUACUAAUGCAAGAAGGCCACCGGUUCAUCAACCGAAUGCACAAAGGUACCCAUCUUUUAUUGGUUAUUAUUUUCAAUGCGGUAAAUUUGGUCAUGAAUAUGCAAAUUGUAGAAGCAUUCAGUGUUAUAAUUGUAAGAGGUUUGGUCAUAAAGAAAAUUACUAUCAGAAUCAUAAUCUGGUUGGAGGAAAUGAGGUAUAUAAUAACUUUCAUAGAUAUUUCUAUACAUGCACUAGUUAUGGUCAUAAAGCUAAUCAGUGCAUAUCUAGAACUCUUUCGGUGAAUUUAGUGAAGAAGAACAUCAGUUGUUACAAAUGCAAGCAAUCUAGACAUUAUGCUAAUCAAUGCAGAAAUGGAAAUAUGGAUAAAUCUACUGAGAAGAAUGGAAUGAAUAAUGAUGGAUCAAAGAAGAAAGAAAAUUUGGUUUGGAGAAAGAAGGAGGUGGAUAAUGGAAGCAAGCAUGGCAUACCAGAAUCUAGUGUAGGCACGCACCUCUUCCUCUGGUAUCUGAGCAUAUUUCUUCGGCUCAAGAAGAACAUUUGA
Molecule: messenger RNA, 783 nt
Organism: Cryptomeria japonica (Japanese cedar)
Lineage: Eukaryota; Viridiplantae; Streptophyta; Pinopsida; Cupressales; Cupressaceae
Exons: 1
Coding region: 1-783 (260 amino acids)
Molecular function (GO): nucleic acid binding; zinc ion binding
Source: RefSeq, a predicted model, not a curated record